This is a messenger RNA of Hevea brasiliensis (rubber tree), 1660 nucleotides long. RefSeq lists its product as uncharacterized. The record is from RefSeq and is a predicted model, not a curated record. The transcript is spliced from 2 exons. Bases 7 to 462 code for a protein of 151 amino acids. NCBI's taxonomy places the organism in Eukaryota, Viridiplantae, Streptophyta, Magnoliopsida, Malpighiales, Euphorbiaceae.
CAUAAUAUGUUUUCCAUUUUCAGAUUUCUACGCCAUUUGAAGCAAAAUGUAAAGAAUAAAGCAAAAGUAGAAGGUUUAAUAUGUAAUGCAUACUUAGUUGAAGAAGCAUCUAAUUUUUGUGCACAUUAUUUUGAACCUCAUGUAUUAACACAGGAUCGACAAGUAGCCCGUAAUGAUGAUGGUGGGGAUGAUGCUGAUAUCGAAGAUAAUUUAUUAAUCUUCAAUUAUCCUGGUCGACCAUAUGGCAGAGCGAAAAUGAGAGUGUUGGCUGAUGAUGAAUAUAAGGUUGCUCAAAUAUAUGUCCUCCUAAAUUGCCCUGAAAUUGGCACAUAUGUCAAUUUGUUCUUGACUGAAUUGCGACAAACAUCACGUAAUAUUAGUGAUGCAGAAAUUAAUGAAGCAUUAGAAAACAAAUUUGCAGAUUGGUUCAAAUCUUAUGUAAGUAUCAAUUUAUCUAACUAAUUUAAUUUUCAAGUUUCAAAUAGUGUAGUAUGUAAUAAUAUUGAUUUCAAUUCUCUUCAACUUAUCAGGCAAGGCAUUCAAAUAUUGAGAACAAAUUCAUUAAGGAUUUAGCGGAGGGGCCAUUGAGAAGUGUGAAAUCAUAUCCUAUGUAUUUCAUAAAUGGUUAUAGAUUUCACACAAGUAGUCAUGGUGUUAAUCCAUCUACGAUGAAUAGCGGAGUUUGCAUUAGGGGUUCAACAUACGGUGACAACUCUAAUGAUUAUUAUAGAAUCUUGAAAGUAGUUCAAAUAGAGUAUCUUGCAUUACCAAUAAAGAGAACUAUUCUUUUCAAGUGUGAAUGAUUUGAUCUAACUCCGGAUGUCGGUAUUAAGGUUCACAAACAAUAUAACAUUGUGGAUAUCAAUCUCUGAAAAAGAUUAAAUAAAUAUGAACCAUUCAUACUUGCUUCGCAGGCUGAAUAAGUGGUUUACCUCCCUUAUCCUAGCUUGAGACGAGACAAGGCUGAAUGGUAUGCAGUGUGUAAAGUCAAGCCUAGGUCCAUUGUUAUCAUGCCUCAGACAAACUUAACGGAGCAAAUGUCUGACCAAACAUUUCAAGAUGAGGCAGUUGAGGUGUUUCAAAUUGAUACACAAGUAGAAGGUGAACAAAUUAGACCCCUAAAUGAUCCAAGUGGUGAACCACUAGAGCUUAUAGCUGCUGAAGAAGAGGGACUACUAGAUGAGACAAAUCUAGAUUUUGCAACAGAAAGUGAUGAAGAAGAUGAAGAAGAACAUAAUGAAUAUGAUGAUGAUAGUGAAUAAAUUAUAUUGUAACAGAUAGUGAAAUUGUAGAUGUAUAAAUUUAUGAAAUAUGUUACUUUUUACAGAUAUCAUUUGUCAUUUCGUUGAAUUACAAACAUUUGAAAAGUAAUGUUCAAUUUAAUUAUAACUUAUAUUUGUUAUAUUAUUAUUCAAUGCACUUUAAUGUAGAUUUUUAUAUUAUAAUACCGUUGAUGUCUAUAAUGUCACAAUUUAAUUUUAUGAAUUUCCUGUGAAAAGGAGAUGUGUAUAAUAAAUGUGUAGGCCAGGAUGCCUUUUUUUUUUUUUGUAGGUUGUGUUGUUGAAAUUUUGGAAAAGUACAAUUUUGGGGAAGUUCUAUUAGAUUUUCGAUAGAAAUAAUUUAAUUUUUAUUGCAAAUUAACUUUUGUUAUCAUGUUUAU